Messenger RNA from Musa acuminata subsp. malaccensis (wild Malaysian banana), 1646 nucleotides. RefSeq names its product transcription factor MYB1. Gene Ontology annotation, cellular component: nucleus. Gene Ontology annotation, molecular function: RNA polymerase II cis-regulatory region sequence-specific DNA binding; DNA-binding transcription factor activity, RNA polymerase II-specific. The record is from RefSeq and is a predicted model, not a curated record. Gene Ontology annotation, biological process: regulation of DNA-templated transcription. Lineage: Eukaryota; Viridiplantae; Streptophyta; Magnoliopsida; Zingiberales; Musaceae.
CCUUGUCAUUAUCUCUCUGUGGACUGCGGUUAGGCGGUCGGUACUCUUCCUUUCCUCCUUUCCUCUCGCUUCUUUAGACGCCGAAGACAUCGCCUCUCUCACUUCCCCAUGGAGACCAAAGCCGAGCCCGCCGUCGAAUCCGCGCUUCCCCCCCAUCCGUCGCGCCAUUCGACUUCAUCCCCGUCUUCCCCCAUCCUCGUCGACGACUCGGCCGGCGGAUCCGCGUCCGCGGCGGGGGAAGGGAGCGGCGCCGAUGUGGUGAUGCUCGAAGGGCCGGCGAGCGGCGGGGGUGGGGGCGGGGCCGCGGUGGAGGACCGCGUGAAGGGGCCGUGGUCUCCGGAGGAGGACGUGAUCCUGAGCCGGCUGGUGAGCAAGUUUGGGGCGAGGAAUUGGAGCCUGAUCGCGCGGGGAAUCCCCGGUCGUUCCGGGAAGUCCUGCCGCCUCCGCUGGUGCAAUCAACUCGACCCUUACGUCAAGCGCCGACCCUUUACUGAGGAAGAGGACCGUAUCAUUAUUGCUGCUCAUGCAAUCCAUGGUAACAAAUGGGCAUCGAUUGCAAGGCUUUUAGAGGGGAGAACUGACAAUGCAAUAAAGAACCACUGGAAUUCCACUUUGCGUCGUAGAUGUACGGAAGGUGAACGGCAUAAAACAUGUGAUACUCCUCGGGAAGUUAGCAUUGAGAAAAACAAAGGUCCUUCAGAUGAGUCUCCGUCUUUUGACAAUGUCAAUUCCUUGAAGUCCAUGGAAUUAAGAGACCCUAGUUCAAGGGAAAAUGUUUCCGACAAUUCCGGAGAGGUUGUCAUCGUCAGAAAUGAACCGCCCAAGCCUGAGAUAAAAGACCCACCCUACCUCUUCCGACCAAUUGCAAGGGUGAGUGCUUUCAGCCCAUAUUCUUGUAUAUCUCGUCAGCCGAGUGGUCUUGAAGUGGCAAGACGAGGCCAACCGGAUGGCCCUCUGUAUGAAGCAUUGAAACCUGGUGGUGACAUCUGCAAAUUCCUUAACAAUAUCUCCUGUGAGCCUCAGGUUCCACAACGAUGUGGGCAUGAUUGCUGUGGCAUUCAAGAUAAGGGUCGUUCUAGUGGCUCAUUGUUGGGUCCCGAGUUUGUUGAGUUUGAAGAGCCUCCACCCAUUUCAAGUCAUGAAUUGGCCUCGGUGGUAAAAGAUAUUAGCAGCAUUGCUUGGCUUAAAAGUGGCUUGAACGGUAGUAGCACCAUAUGCUAGUCAUCAGACAGGUGGAUUUAGCAGUACAUAUCUGAUGAUUAACAUAAGAAAGAGGAUCCCGAUGGUCAUUUCUGCACCUUAAAGCAAUGUAAGCUGAUUCAGUGAGCAUGAUGAAGCGGUGGUUAGCAUCAGAAAAGAAAACAAGAAUUCAGAUGUUUGACCGGAGGUCUACUUGGAACUGUAUCGAGUAUCCAUUUCCGACAGCAAAAACAUUGUCCCAUUGAUCAUUGUGGCAUCGUCCUGUUGCGGUUCCAGAUGACUACAUCAUUAUGAUGAUGAUGCUGUUGUAUUUCAUUGUCUAGGUAAGUACUCCAUGAAUUGUCAAGACCUGCUUUGGGGAGCACGUGAAUAUGCUUCAAAUGGAUCAGAGCUCUGUAAGAACCUCGGAAAUUUUGGUACUUUAGACUUGUAGUUUCUUUUUGCAA